Messenger RNA from Closterium sp. NIES-65, 1056 nucleotides. The record is from the annotation of a GenBank genome assembly. Lineage: Eukaryota; Viridiplantae; Streptophyta; Zygnematophyceae; Desmidiales; Closteriaceae.
AUGUACGCCGAAGGUCGCAAGAUCGUGGUGCUGCUCGACAACGCGAGUAGCCACAUGCUCCGCUCUCAGCUCGCAUGGAGCGAGAUCGUCUGCGGGAUGCGGACGACUUGCAUGAGCAACGUGCGGCUCGUCUUCCUGCCGCCGAAUACCACCGCAUUCACACAGCCGCUCGAUCAGGGCAUCAUAGCCACCGCAAAGGCUUGCUACCGACAGCAUUGGCUGCGGGCCUUCUCGGCUUUGUGGAACGGCGACGGCGCGACUUCCGCCGUCGCGCGUUUCCGCCCGAACCUGCGCGAUGUCCUCGCGUGGCUGUCGGACGCGUGGAUGUCCGUCGGCGCGCGCACCAUUCAACGGUGCUGGUGGCGCACGGGGUGUCUGCCGCUCUCGUGGUCCCUGGAGCUGACGCAUGUACACGACGAUGAGCCCACCCCCGCCGUCUACCCCGACUUUGAGCUCGACGACGACAUCGACGAAGUCGGAACGCUCAUUAGCGGGCUCGCCCUCGGGAAUGCGGCAACGACGGUCGCAGAGUACGUCGCCAUCGACGACGGCAAGCCAACGUGCGUCGAGGGCGUUGCGGGACAGCCCACGACUGAGCCGGAGGCGGGCCUGGACGUCGAGCUCUGGGAGGCGCCGACGACUAUGCAAGCCGUCCACGACGACGCCGACCCCGUGUGCCGCGAAGCGCGGCGCACUGCCCGGGUGGCAUGCGAGAUGCUCAUCGGAUAUGCACGGGCCACCCACAUCACGCCGCGCGAUCUGUGCCAUCUGUUCGAUAUCCGCAACCCCAUCAUAAUCGCGCGGAUGGAGCGGGCGAGCCCGUCGUUCAACCUCAACGUGGCGCCUCAGCCCGUACCCUCCCCGGGCGCAACUCCUACGCCCGAGACCCCUCGUCCCCGCGGCCGUGUGCUGCCCGGCUGGAUGACCCGUCCGUCUCGCCGUCAGGAGCUGCUUGACGCCGGUGUGGGCGCCGUGAUGAACGGGUAUGUGGACGCGGCUGAAUGGAUGCGUCUGGGCCAGGUGGAGGAUGUUGAUUGGAAGGUGUUUGUGUUUUGA